This is a messenger RNA of Colletotrichum scovillei, 756 nucleotides long. RefSeq lists its product as uncharacterized. The record is from RefSeq and is a predicted model, not a curated record. The coding region runs from base 1 to 756 and encodes 251 amino acids. The transcript has 2 exons. NCBI's taxonomy places the organism in Eukaryota, Fungi, Ascomycota, Sordariomycetes, Glomerellales, Glomerellaceae.
AUGGACAAACCUGCCGAGAUUCAAUGGGAUGCAUUUGCAGGGUCAAAGUACAACGUGGCAGCAAAGUUCUGCCAGGAAGUCGACGCCCUGGCUUCACAAGCGCUUUCAUGGGUUGUCGACAUAAGUGGCAACAAUCAGGAAGCCAAGCUGCAGGCCCGAACUCCGCCAGUCACACUCGACCCGUACAAGGGCUAUAUCGUGAAUCUCGAUUGGAAACCAAACAUGGUAUUUGACGCAGGCUCUUGCCAGAAAAGCUGCCUAGACGCAUUCAAGACAGUUGCGAACACAUGCGGGCACACGGGAGGCGAAGGCAAUGUCAUGGCCGAAAAAGGCCAAUACGAUGCUGGUUGCGGGACGUACUCAUACCAUAUCACCAACACAGCCCCUCGCAAAGGCGAACUGCGUUGCAACAGCGAGGGCGACUUUCCGAAGCACAAAGAUGUUCACGAAGUGACAGUCAAGCAGGGACUCAAGGCUAUGUGUAAUGAGGUCUUACCUGAUGUUAUGACACCCGGACAUGAGGCAAUAACCCGGAUCUACUACUCGAAGUAUUUCGAUGCCGCGAAGUUGAAGUAUACCGUGGCCUGGAGAAAACAGUGCUCGCCUGCCGUAACGGAGCAGAAUCCCAAGGAACCUUGGGGUGGGGGUACAAUUGGAUGUCGCCAAUUAUUCUACCAACUUUGGACCGAUUGUAAGUUCGCGACUGCCGCGGGAUCUUAUCAUGUACCAAACGGGUGGCCUUUAUGUCAUUUCUAA